UCAGGACAGACCAAACAAAUUAGCAAGUCUCUGUUUUUUAAGCGUUUCCGAAACAGGUACUUGAGGUUGUAGCAUGUUAGCAGACUUUCAAAGUUUCUUUUUUUGAAAUAGUUUAAAAGAAACCGCCUCCUCCUCCAGGAUGAUGAUGAGUCAGUAGGCCCCAGAAAGACUGCUUCUCAGUGAGUUUGAGCACAUUUUGGAACUUGAGCAAAACUCUCUGUGGAAAAGAAUGAUUCAUCUGCUUCAAAUGCAUUUAUCCUAAAUCUUGAGUCUUUAUGUUAAGAGACAGAGAUACUGCCUUAGUGAACCCAUUGUCUCUUUUAGAGAUCAGGGGUAUUGCAGCAUUGUAUGUUAAUAAUUUACAGACACCCACACUCUUUUGAACUGACACGGGUGCUCUGAGGAUUAACAGACAUUUUGACCAGGUUUAUCGUCAAAUAUUAGCUCUCAGCAACUGCAAGUAUGCUGUGUGAAGUGUGGUCAUAUUUCCUGUAUUUAUAUAGUUUGUUGUAUCAAGCCAUUGUUCCUUGCGCAUUUGUUGAGCAGUUGCCUGUCAACAUUGUUGAACAUCAGCAGUACCUGGGUAAGUGGUACUUUAAAGCAGCAGUCGGUCGCAAAGAGGCUGACAUCCAGAACUUCAGAGCACUGGACAACAUUUGGUUCACCAUGGAGAAGACAGCCAAUGACACCCUGCUGCUGACUGGAAAUAUGCGCAUAGGAGACCACUGCACAAAAAAGACCUGGAUCUAUCAUAUACGUCCUGAGAGGGAGGAUUUGGAAUUGGAGGGAAGGACAUAUCGGAAGAACCUCCUCUGGAGCGGCAAGUGGGCCAAUUGCUCCGAGUGCAUCAUUUUCCAAGAAGUAGAACCACCUCUGAACCAGACAGACACAGAGGACUCCCUAAACAGAUUCAUGAUAUAUGCUCGCCAGACGGAUGUCGACUCUGCGGUGGUGACAACAUUUUUUAAAAACACAGCCUGUCAUGGCAUGUUGGCAAGUGUCAGACUACCCCAAGAGAAAGAGUUUUGCGCCUAAAUAUUAACAUUGGAGGAUGUUGCCGGGGGCCAUGGACGUCCUGGAUAACCAUACAAUUAUUUCAUGGUUUUCCUCUGUAACAGUGAAAAUAAAAUAUUUUUUUCUUGAAA
Messenger RNA from Dicentrarchus labrax (European seabass), 1145 nucleotides. RefSeq names its product apolipoprotein M (gene apom). The transcript has 7 exons. NCBI's taxonomy places the organism in Eukaryota, Metazoa, Chordata, Actinopteri, Moronidae. The record is from RefSeq and is a predicted model, not a curated record. Gene Ontology annotation, molecular function: lipid carrier activity; phospholipid binding. Gene Ontology annotation, biological process: high-density lipoprotein particle remodeling; high-density lipoprotein particle clearance; cholesterol efflux. Gene Ontology annotation, cellular component: high-density lipoprotein particle; very-low-density lipoprotein particle; low-density lipoprotein particle. Bases 463 to 1035 code for a protein of 190 amino acids.